Penicillium chermesinum is the source of this 408-nucleotide messenger RNA. RefSeq lists its product as uncharacterized. The coding region runs from base 1 to 408 and encodes 135 amino acids. Gene Ontology annotation, cellular component: mitochondrion. Gene Ontology annotation, biological process: glycine import into mitochondrion. The record is from RefSeq and is a predicted model, not a curated record. NCBI's taxonomy places the organism in Eukaryota, Fungi, Ascomycota, Eurotiomycetes, Eurotiales, Aspergillaceae. The transcript is spliced from 2 exons. Gene Ontology annotation, molecular function: glycine transmembrane transporter activity.
AUGCCGGCCUCAGCGGAGAUGUCCAACAAUGGCGCGUACGCUGUGCCGCAGGUGAAGACAAGCACCUCUAAAUCCUCGAAAACCGCCUUCCAUUUCACUGCCGGUCUCUUCUCGGGCCUCACCUCCUCCAUUCUCCUCCAGCCAGCCGACCUACUCAAAACCCGAGUCCAGCAAUCCAAACAAUCGCUCCUCCCAACUCUCAAGACCAUUCUCUCCUCCCAACAUCCAAUCCGCGGACUAUGGCGAGGCACCCUCCCCUCCGCUCUCCGCACAGGCUUCGGCUCGGCCCUCUAUUUCACGAGCUUAAACGCCCUCCGCCAGACCAUCGCCCAAUCCACCACCCCCCCUCGCAAACGCAUCAAUCCAGAAAUCCUCCUCCGCACUCCCCAAACUCUCGAACACCGCUAA